GGCCGCGGCCCGUCGAAUGACUCCGUGCAACGUGUUGGUGGCAGCGGCGGCGGCUGCGGCUCUUCCGGGCGCCGCAGCUUCCUGCCGAGCACCGCGCAGCCGCCUCCGCCGCGGAAGCCCCGGGUGCAGGCCUCGGCGCCGGUGCGGGACCCGGGCUGAGCCGCGCGCGCCCCGCGGGGCCCCGGCCGCCCGACCGCACGAUGCGCGCCGCGCCGCCGCCCGCGCCGCUCCUGCCGCUGCUGCUGCUGCUCGCGCUCCUGGCCGCGCCCGCCGCCCGCGCCCGCAGAGCCGAGUCCGCCUUGGCGCCGCCGCCCGAGCCCGAGCGCCGACCGCGGCCGUCGCCCGGCCCCGGGCCCGGGAACGCCACCCGCACGGGGUCCGGGGCGCCGGCGGGCGGCGGCGGCGGCGGCGGCUCCAACAGCAGCGGCGACGCCCUGGUGACCCGCAUCUCCAGCCUGCUCCGCGACCUGCCCACCCUGAAGGCGGCCGUGAUAGUGGCGUGCGCCUUCACCGCGCUGCUCAUCGCCUGCCUGCUGCUGCGCGUCUUCAGGUCGGGAAAGAGGUUGAAGAAGACCCGCAAGUACGACAUCAUCACUACUCCCGCCGAGCGCGUGGAGAUGGCUCCGCUGAACGAGGAGGACGACGAGGACGAGGACUCCACAGUAUUUGACAUCAAAUACAGGUAAAAUCUGUUUGCAGCAUGUUGGCAUCCUGUGGAUCAGUCAGCUGCCGCCUGGGGUGUGAAGCAUCCGGAAACUGUCUCUUCUGAGGUGUUGAGACCGAAACAAACAUUGUUGAUGAAACUCUGGCACCGCUGCGUGUGUCCAGCGUCGGUUCAGAUUGUCACCACAGCAGAGUCGCCUCUACCACCUUCUGGACGCCCCUUUAAAAUCUCACCCUUUCCUCCUCAAGAGGGCUUUUGCCUUGCUCAGGGGCAGGCGUAGAAACAUUUUGACUUAAAAAAAAAAAUUUAAGGUAACUGUUGACAAAAGUAAAGGGUAAAGAUCAGAAGUUAACAGGAACCCGAAAACGCAAAAGCCUGAAGGAUACUCAGCUUAUAAUCUCUGACAUUCUGCUCUCCUGGAUCUACAACAUUCAGACAUCUGCCCUUUUGGUGAUCUUUUGGGUUUGGUCAGAUUCUGGCCUGCUUUUGGCGAUGGCUGUGCGAAAAUUCAGAGUUGAAAUGUUGAGAGCUAGGCAGCCCUAGCAGAAGUACAACUGG
Messenger RNA from Lontra canadensis (Northern American river otter), 1222 nucleotides. It is a transcript of the gene FAM174B, whose product is annotated as family with sequence similarity 174 member B. The transcript has 3 exons. The record is from RefSeq and is a predicted model, not a curated record. Bases 201 to 686 code for a protein of 161 amino acids. Lineage: Eukaryota; Metazoa; Chordata; Mammalia; Carnivora; Mustelidae.